AUAUUUGUAAUAACAUUGUUAAAACUAUUUAUUACAGUUGCACAGUUGUACUUGUUUCUCAAAUGCAAAUAUAAGAUUAAAAUUAGUUUAAAUACUUAGAAGUUAAAUAUUUUAUAAUGGCAGAAGUUAUUUUAAGUUCUGGUGAAAAAACUUUUAUUCUUCAUGGAAUAGAUGCAGACUUUAGAAAUGAUGGUAGGCGACAAUGUGAAUAUCGAUCAAUGGAAAUUGAAACUAAAUUAAUGCCACAAACUCAUGGAUCAGCAAGAUUACGUAUAGGAAAUACAGAUAUACUUGUUGGCAUCAAAGUAGAACUUGAUAUACCUCAUGCUGAUAAGCCAAAUGAAGGAAAAUUGGAAUUUUUUGUUGAUUGUUCUGCUACUGCAACUCCAGCAUUUGAAGGAAAAGGUGGUGAUGAUUUAGCAACUGAAAUAAGUAAUAUUUUAACAGCUGCUUAUCAAACACGCAAUGCUUUUGAUUUAAGAACAUUAUGUAUUUUACCUCAUAAAAAAUGUUGGAAAAUAUAUGUUGAUGUCUUGAUUCUUCAGUGUGGUGGUAAUCUUUUUGAUGCAGUAGGAAUUACAGUCAAAGCUGCAUUAAAUAGUACAGAAAUACCAAAAAUUACAGCUGCAACUCUUGAUGGUGGAGAACCAGAUAUUGAAUUAUCAGAUGAUCCUUAUGAUUGCAUUCAAUUAGAUACGAAUCCAACUUUAGAAGAAGAAGUAUGUAGUGCAAGUAGCAUAAUCAUGUCAGUAUUACCAAGUGGUAAAAUUUCAUCAGUAAUUAAAUUAGGUUAUGGAAGUAUUCAACCUAGCACUUUCAAAAAAAUGUUACAAAUGGGUGAAAAUAUAGGAUUAAAUUUAAAUGAAAGUCUUAUGAAAGCACUGAAAGAAGAAAAAUCAACUUGGGCAAAGACAAGUAAUAGGAUUUCUUAGAUAAAUAUAUAUGUAUAACAGAUAUAAUUAAAUGUUUAAUUUCAAAUAUAACUUAAUUUUAAAUGUAAAUUUAAUUUUCAAUUUUUAUCAUUUAUGAUGUUUCUAUAUGUUAUAUAUAAAAUAAAUGUUUUUUCUUUAUGUCUA
Molecule: messenger RNA, 1076 nt
Organism: Apis florea (little honeybee)
Lineage: Eukaryota; Metazoa; Arthropoda; Insecta; Hymenoptera; Apidae
Gene: Rrp42
Product: exosome complex component Rrp42
Biological process (GO): nuclear polyadenylation-dependent rRNA catabolic process; nuclear mRNA surveillance; nuclear-transcribed mRNA catabolic process, deadenylation-dependent decay
Cellular component (GO): nuclear exosome (RNase complex); cytoplasmic exosome (RNase complex)
Molecular function (GO): mRNA 3'-UTR AU-rich region binding
Source: RefSeq, a predicted model, not a curated record